This is a messenger RNA of Xiphophorus couchianus (Monterrey platyfish), 4795 nucleotides long. RefSeq names its product glucokinase (hexokinase 4) regulator (gene gckr). The transcript is spliced from 19 exons. Lineage: Eukaryota; Metazoa; Chordata; Actinopteri; Cyprinodontiformes; Poeciliidae. Gene Ontology annotation, cellular component: cytosol; nucleoplasm. Bases 1698 to 3497 code for a protein of 599 amino acids. Gene Ontology annotation, molecular function: carbohydrate binding; enzyme binding; enzyme inhibitor activity. The record is from RefSeq and is a predicted model, not a curated record. Gene Ontology annotation, biological process: response to fructose; glucose homeostasis; negative regulation of glucokinase activity.
GUGAAUCAAUUACAAAAGUAAAAUUAUGUAACUGUUAUUUUUCAAGAUGUCAUUAUUCCAACAGAGUAAUAUUGAAAUUGUAAUAUUGAAUUCUAUGGUUAAAAAAGUUUUGUAAAAGUUCUUUUUUGUGUUUACGCUAGUAGAAUGAAUUAUUCCUAAAUUUCAGGUUAGAUUUUACAAGUUCAAAAUUUUUAAUUUUGAACUGAAAACAUGAAUUUGGUCAAGGGCUCUUAUGAAACAUCCAGUAAAUCUAAAGCUUUGAUAAAUAAAAUUAGAAAGCUUAAUUAGAAAUGACAGAUAACGUUCAGUUUUUAUCCAUAAGUGCUGAUGACAGCCAACCUCAGCUUAAUGGGUCAAGAGCCAAAAUUCUGGGAACAAUCUACUUGGAUCUGGUUAAACUGCAAACAUUUUAAUGCACUUAGUUUUAGAUCAUAUUCUUAAAGUUGUUUUAAAAUUCAAAAUUCAUGAAUCUUUUUCAAAAAAUGUCCUUUUCCUACUACCUAAAUACCACAAUAAGGAGUAAUUUACAGAUUUAAACCCGUCUUUAGGUUCACCGUUAUUGUUGCAAAGAGCAUACAAUAACGGUGAAAAAGUCCUGACUGGUUUAUCACACAACCCACAUGCACAGCUCUGCUGUCGGCUUGACUCAGAAAGGUUAACAUCAAAGUGUUCUUCAGAUGUCAGAUAUCAUUAAUAAUCAGCGUCGGCUAGUAAUGAGUAAUAACGCCAAAGCAUCUCCAUGGAGCCAAAGGCCUCCUGAGGAGGCGUGUUUGAUGAAAAAGAUGGCACAUGUUGUGGAGCGUGAAGCAAAAAUAAAUAAAUAAAUAAAUAAAUAAAAUUGUUGGUCUUUUCUUUCUGGUUGGAACAAGAAAUGGGAAAAAAAAACCCACAAACGUCGUUGUCAGCGAUUAGCCGGCAGCUCUGAGAGACGGUGGUGGGAGUUCGGGGGAGUGAUGAAGUGUAUCAGACUCCACAAUCUGCUGUGGUGUAAAUAUUUUCUCUCUGCCUGGGAAUCGGUUGGAUCUGCGCUGCUCCUGCAGUCAAGAAAUGUUUUUAUUUUUUUAUUUUUGCAUGCACAGCCUCGUCCAGACGCCCCUGUAGACAAUAUGUGGAAAGAUUCAAAAUAAAUUCAGCUUUUGUUGCAAAACGUAUGAAAGUUAGAGAUUUUAUUUUUACCUUCCCCUUCCUCCUCACUGUGUAAUAAACCUCAUUCAAACCUGGUUUUAACUUUUUAGAUCUGGCAUGUUUUAUCUUUUUGUACUUUGUAGUUGUGGAAAAACCCGAAUCACAUAAACUGGAUUUCAUGAAAAGAAAACUUACAAUUAAUCCUCAAAUCAUUCUUACACCUAGCAUAUUUAAGAUGACAGUAUUAUCUUUUUUUUUCUGACUGGAAGCGAUAAUAAAAAAGUUUUUAAGUGACUCAGCCAAAGUCCUGACUUGAUUCUUCACUCUAAAUACAUAAAGAGUGAUUCCCCCCUAAAUUUUCAGUGCUUUAAUUUAGUUUUCACUACUUUUAACUCAAACUGUAGACUCUCUAAGUCCUCCUGUUAAAGUGUGUGUGUUACUUUACCUCCUGUGUCUCAAAGGUCCAUUAGUGAACCUUGUUCCCUCACACAGAAGUGACUUUCCCUUGAAGCCCUGCCUCUAAACAAACUGAAACUGACAGUUUUUGUGAUUUUAGCAGAAAAAGGACAGACAUGGCUGCUGUGGCAAAACCAGGCAGAAUGAAGGCUUUUUCUACAACUCACGAUUGGGAAUCUACAGAUUAUGAGCCGACCCUUCCUGUGACAGAGAAGUCCAACCCGCUAACGCGCGACAUAGACAGAGCUUCAGCCUCCAGCAUUGUGAAGAUGCUGCAGGCCUGCGACGCCCAGAUGUUUCAGGAAAAGUCCCAAACAGAAUAUCAGAGACUUUUGAGCGAGGAAAUUGUGAAAACCUUAAUGGAGGUGGCCGAGAGGGUGCGGCUCAUUCUUAAGGAUCCUCAGGACAGCCUCGUCGUUCUGAGUGGUUGUGGCACUUCUGGCCGACUUGCAUUCUUCAUGGCGUCAGGAUUUAACAGAGAGCUGCAGCGGCUGAACUACGCCCCCAUUUGUUCGUACGUCAUUGCAGGAGGAGACAGAGCUCUGUUUUCCUCUCAAGAGGCUCCAGAGGAUGACCCCACAUUGGGCGCGCUCCGUCUGAAAAAGGUUUCUGAGGGAAAGAAAAGAGUCUUGUUCAUCGGCGUCUCCUGUGGAUUAUCUGCUCCAUUUGUGGCCGGUCAGUUGGAUUUCUGCCUCCGGCAUCCUGAUGUUUACACACCUGUACUGGUUGGAUUUAAUCCUGCACAUCAGGCCAGGAAUGAGCCCCUACCUGGCUGCACGCUAACGUUUCGCAGUGUGGUGACCAGGAUGGAAGAGCUAGCCAAAACUCAAAAGGCUUUCCUCAUCAACCCGGCACUCGGGCCGGAAGCCAUCAGCGGCUCCUCCAGGAUGAAGGGAGGCAGCGCCACCAAGAUCCUCCUGGAGGUCGUCUUUUCUGCCAGCUUCUCAAGAACGCCCGUCACAUUCAAUGGGAUUGUGCAGCAUAUGAGAUCUUAUAAAAAAGCUCUAGACUUUACGUACUCGCAUUCAGAGGAGAUAGCUGUGCUGACGGAGGCUGCUGGACGCAGUCUGCAGUGUGGGAGGCAGGUGUGUUACCUGGGCUGGGGCUCCCUGGGUUUGCUGGGUCUUAUCGAUGCCAGUGAAUGUAAGCCCACAUUCGGAGCAGACUACGAAGACAUUCGGGGUUUUGUCAGCGGAGUCUACAAAGAACUCGGCAACAAUGAGGGCGAUUUGACUUUGAUGGGCCCUGAGUUCAGCAUCUCUCAUGAUGACUUUCUGGAUCGCGUCCUGCCCCGUCUCACGGACGACGACGCCGUUCUGCUUCUCUACUCUGACUCUGACGAUGUCGACGAGGUGGCAAAGCUGGCACACAGAGUGAGAGAAAAGACAUCGAACAUUCAUGGUGCUUAUCACCAGACUGAUGGAGGCACCGCUGCACAACAAGAUGACAUAAAUAAACUGUGUUCAUCCACCAUUAACUUCACAUGGUCCCAAGAAACACCCAAGCGAUUGCAACACAUGCGGGAGCUGUCCACUAAGCUGCUUUUGAACGCAGUGAGCACCGGAGCUCACAUCUUAAAGGGAAAAGUGUUUAAGAACUACAUGAUCGACCUGCAAGUCACCAACAGCAAGCUCUACCGCAGAGCCGCACGUUUACUGCAGGAGCUGUCCAGUCAUUCGGAGUCACAGUGCGAGGAAGCCCUGCUGAAGGCCAUUUAUCAAGUGGACAAGCUCAGUGAAGACAUAAUGACCUGCAGCCUGAAAACACACACACACACUGCCGGAAAGGCUAAGAAGGUCGUGCCAUUGGCUUUAGUCUGCCUGCUGACUGGUUGCUCUAUAAAGGAGGCGGAGACUCGUUUGGAGCAGCAGCCAAUCGUCAGAGAGGCAGUGGAGGCGUGUUUGAAAUCAUCAUAAGGUCACAAUGAUCAUACAACAAUGAACUCUGCGGCUAAAUGACACCCAAAGGUUCAAAAAUCAUUAAAACUGAGUCACUAACAAUGCAUUUCUGCAUUUAAGCACUAAAGAAACCUGAUUACAAACUGAUAUUUGAACACUAUACACACAGCCAAACAUGGUGGAGGUGGCGUCAUGCUUUGGGGUUAAAGGAUUUUGUCAAGGAGGGUGAAGUUAUGAACCUAACGUCUUUCAGGUGUCUGGUUGAAAUCUGAAGGAUUAGGCAAAAGUCUAGAAAAAAUGUCUCUGUGAAUGAAAAUUGAUAAUUUCCAAAAAGAUUUUAAAAAAUCCAUCUUGCACAAAGUACUUUUUUAAAAAUAUGACGUCUCAAAUCUCAAAGUUAACACCUUGGUGAUGUUUCACUGCUGAUCUUUCAUAACUGCAUGUUGAGGCUCUGUUGCGUGAUGUAAGUCAACUCAAUCCUGUGACCUUUUGUGAAUCGACACAGACACAGUCACAGGUACUGGAUUAGUGUGACGUGUGUGGGCAUGUGUGUGUGUGUGUGUGUGUGUGGAUCUCGAAAUGUUUGAGCAGCUUUGGAAGCACAGAGAGCACAGUGUCAAACACUACAGGAAGGAACAGAGAAAAAAGCAACUCAGGUGUUGAUCAGAAAGCUCUGCCACAUGAUAUUUUAGCAGUGAAAAAUAUUCAUCACUCAGGAUUUUACAAAUCUUCCCUUUUUUUUUUAUCAUACCUGAUUAGCUUAAAUGUACAUAAAUGCUAAAGCUAAUAGGAUGCAGAAACAAUAACAUGACCAAAUAAGAUCAAGCAUUAGUGUCAUACAUGCAAUCUAUGACAAUUAAAAGACAGAAUUGUAGUUGAAUAUUUUUCCUCUCUCUAAAAAAAAGUAAGAGUUCUCUAAAAUAUUAGCACAAGCACUAAAAUUCAAGAGCUGCACCGGUAGAUGAUGAUAAUGUUGACAUUUGUGAUGCACUUAUUGUACAGGUAUGUUGGCAAUCAGCUGUGGCGAAUUUAAAUUAAUAAAAAUAAAGAUUUAUCACAUUUAACUAAUGAUUUUACUGGGGGUCAAUUGCUGUCACAUGGUUAGCUAUUUUUUCUUAAUAAAUUCAAUAAUCUCUUGAAAACUGCCUUGUGUAUUUAUCCCGAUCGUCUCUGACAUUCAAAUUUGUUUGAUCUUUGACGUGAAAUGCAAAACAAAUCUGUUCAUUGCAGCGUGAAUAUCCCAGUCCAACAGAAAUACUAAAUGUUUAAGAACUGCUUAGUAUCAAUAAAAUCUGAAGAUACAAAUGUGAAAAUGA